AUGUAUGAACAGCAAAAUCAUGGGCCAAAGGCUCGGGAGGCGGCACUAAUGGACGAGGGGGCUACCAAUCAGGUUGGGCAGCCUGCUCCUGUUGACUCUUCCUCGGAGGAGGAUAAUCUCCAAUUUGAGAUAAGGAGCAGGAAGCAGCCAGCUAUCCCUCCCCGACAGAUUCUCCCAAGACAAGUUCGUCAGGUCGUUGCGGCUUUUGAAGCUAGUAUGACUAUCAAUGACGACAAGGAUAUGGCUCAGGAGGAUGAAGGGACUAUGAUAUCGAAGCUCAACGAAUACAGGUCUAAUUUCGAUAAUGAGGCUCGUAUUCUUGAUAAUGAGACUCUUAAGCGGGCGUUUGAUGAGCUGGAGGGUGGUAUUGGGACGAGUCCCACGCCCAAAAGCAAUUUGUGGAAGAACAAGACACUACUAAAACGGUGGAGGUAG
Linum trigynum is the source of this 435-nucleotide messenger RNA. Lineage: Eukaryota; Viridiplantae; Streptophyta; Magnoliopsida; Malpighiales; Linaceae. The record is from the annotation of a GenBank genome assembly.